AUGCCCACCCAGCUAGAGAUGGCCUUGGACACCAUGCUUAGAAUCUUCCACCAGUACUCUUGCAAGGAAGGGGACAGAUUCAAGCUCAGCAAAGGGGAACUGAAGAUGCUCCUGCAGUGAGAGCUCACGGACUUCCUCUCAGUACAAAAAAGUUCCCCAGAUAUUGAUAAGAUAAUGCUGGACCUGGAUGCCAAUAAGGACAACAAAGUGGAUUUUAAUGAAUUCGUGAUCAUGGUGGCAGCUCUGACAGUUGCUUGUAAUCAUUACUUUGUAGAACAAUUGAAAAAGAAAGGAAAGAUAAGUAGUAAGCUAAUCUAA
Molecule: messenger RNA, 318 nt
Organism: Rhinolophus ferrumequinum (greater horseshoe bat)
Lineage: Eukaryota; Metazoa; Chordata; Mammalia; Chiroptera; Rhinolophidae
Gene: S100Z
Product: S100 calcium binding protein Z
Exons: 3
Cellular component (GO): cytoplasm
Molecular function (GO): calcium ion binding
Source: RefSeq, a predicted model, not a curated record